Gekko japonicus is the source of this 2380-nucleotide messenger RNA. RefSeq names its product kinesin family member 6 (gene KIF6). The record is from RefSeq and is a predicted model, not a curated record. Gene Ontology annotation, biological process: microtubule-based movement. Bases 1 to 2355 code for a protein of 784 amino acids. The transcript has 23 exons. Lineage: Eukaryota; Metazoa; Chordata; Lepidosauria; Squamata; Gekkonidae. Gene Ontology annotation, molecular function: ATP binding; microtubule binding; microtubule motor activity.
AUGGUGAAGCAAACGAUCCAGAUCUAUGCCCGGGUGAAACCUCUGGGCAGGAGGCAGCCGGCGGGGAUAUAUUCAGUUGGUGAAGAUGAGACAUCAGUGUUCAGUUUGGAGAUUAUUGUGCCCCGUGAUUUGGCAGAUGGAUUUGUCAAUAAUAAACGAGAAAGCUACAAGUUCAAAUUUCAGAAAGUUUUUGAUCAGGAAGCAAAACAAGAUGAAAUUUUUGAAGCCAUUGCUAAGCCAGUUGCAGAUUGUGCUUUAGCUGGCUACAAUGGCACUAUAUUUGCCUAUGGACAGACUGGAAGUGGCAAGACAUUUACCAUUACUGGGGGAGCAGAACGUUACAGUGAUCGAGGCAUCAUUCCGAGGACCCUGUCUUAUAUUUUUGAGCAGCUGCAAAAGGACAGCAGCAAAGUAUAUACAACACUCAUUUCCUACUUAGAAAUUUAUAAUGAGUGUGGUUAUGAUCUACUGGACCCAAGACACGAAGCCUCCAGAUUAGAAGAUUUACCAAAGGUGACAAUAAUGGAAGACCCUGAUCAAAACAUUCACCUGAAACAUCUCUCUUUGCAUCAAGCAAUCAAUGAGGAAGAAGCACUGAACCUUCUUUUCUUAGGAGACACCAACAGGAUGAUUGCAGAGACUCCAAUGAACCAAGCCUCCACUCGUUCACACUGCAUUUUCACCAUUCACAUCUCCAGCAAAGAACCAGGAUCUGCAACCAUUCGACGCUCCAAACUACAUUUAGUGGAUCUAGCUGGUUCAGAGCGUGUUGCAAAGUCUGGAGUUGGAGGUCAGCUGCUGACAGAGGCCAAAUAUAUUAAUCUGUCAUUACAUUUCUUGGAACAGGUGAUUAUUGCCCUGUCGGAGAAACACCGAUCUCAUAUUCCUUACAGGAACUCUAUGAUGACCUCAGUGCUAAGAGACAGCUUAGGAGGAAACUGCAUGACCACAAUGAUUGCAACACUAUCAAUUGAAAAAAGGAACAUAGAUGAAUCCAUAUCAACUUGUAGGUUUGCACAGCGUGUUGCCCUUAUUAAGAAUGAAGCAGUUCUUAAUGAAGAAAUUGAUCCCAGGCUGAUGAUAGCACGAUUAAAGAAAGAAAUCCAGGAGCUAAAAGAUGAAUUGGCCAUGGUGACAGGAGAACAAAGAUCAGAAGAACUUACACAAGAAGAACUACUUCAGGUUGAUGGGAAGAUUAAAUGUUUUUUGGAAGAUACAGAUGCUGAAAGCACAUUGGAUGUUGGUGCUGAUAUGCGGAAGAUCAACUAUUGUUUCAGCCAUUUAAAGCUCUUAUCAGAACUACGGCUUCCCCAAGGUCAUCCAGCAGGUGCAAACAUUCCUGAAGACAAAGUUGCUAACAGCUCAUUUGGGACAGAAGAGUUAAAGAAGCUAAAGAAUCUUCUGCAGCAACGAGACAAUGAAAUCAAUAUUUUAGUAAAUAUGUUAAAGAAGGAAAAAAAGAAAGCCCAAAAUGCCCUUCUUCAACUCAGUGCUUCUUCAAAGGAGGUCCCAACCCCAGAAAGUUCUCUUCUUCCAAAAAAAGAAGAAAAUGAGUACAUGUUUCCUGUCUCUUUGAAACCUAAACCCGGUUUUCUUCCCAGAAACACAGGGGUAAGAGGAGAAAUGUCACUUGGACGCCAAGAAGCCUUUGAAAUUUUCAAGAGAGAUCAUGCUGAUAGCAUAACCAUUGAAGACAAUAAGCAGCUCCUUAAGCAAAGGUUUGCAGAGGCAAAAUCCCUGGGAGAGAAAGUAAAUGAGAUAAGAAACAGAAUCAACCAUUUGAAAGGAGAGAUAACCCAGAGGCACAUGCAGAAAGCAGCUCAAGUUGUUGCCAGUCCACAAAAAAUGGAUGAACCUGAUCCAGUAGAAGAGGCACUUCGGGCACAAAUUGAAGAGGAGAAAAUCAGUUAUAAAACAAUGUUCACUCGCUUGAAAGGACUGAAGGUAGAGAUUGAACACUUACAGUUCCUUAUGGAAAAAGCAAAGGUGAAACUGCAAAAAGACUUUGAAGUUUGGUGGUCUGAGGAGGCAACAAAUUUACAGAUCCAAGAAGAAAAGCCAUCUUUGCUUAAUUCAGUCAGCACCUCAAAGAUUUCACCCUUGUUUCUUGAAACCCAGUCCCAGCUGAGCCCAGAUAACAGGGUUCCAUAUAACAGCAAAGCCAUAUUCAGUGAGGAAUCUUCAGUGACAAGCAGCCUGCGUCACCUCAGCAACUCAGCUUCAGCAGCAAGAAUUUCCCCAGGUUCAAGUUCAUCCAUCCCUCUCACAGGAGACCACCAAACUGAUGCUGAUAUUCUAGCUUUCAUUAGAGCGAGGCGGAAUCUCCAGCAAAAGAAAGGACUGAGGAACAAAUGAAUUUUCAAUUAUGAAACUAUCUGCC